Plasmodium gallinaceum is the source of this 975-nucleotide messenger RNA. RefSeq names its product fam-e protein. The transcript has 2 exons. Lineage: Eukaryota; Apicomplexa; Aconoidasida; Haemosporida; Plasmodiidae. The coding region runs from base 1 to 975 and encodes 324 amino acids. The record is from RefSeq and is a predicted model, not a curated record.
AUGGCACUUUUAUUUAAUGAAGGAUGCGAAAAUUUUGAGGGGGACUCUGCCACAUGCCGCAUGAAUAUAUGUUCUAUAAAACAAAAUAAAUUUGAAAAAUCACUUUGUCUUCUUGAAGAUGAAUUAGUUAAAGUAUAUCGUUCUUUAAAUAAUGUUUCAAAUGAUAUUUCAAGAAAUAUAUUUAAAUAUGAAAGUUAUGGACCAUAUAGACAUUCUAGGAUAAUUAUUCUUUCAGACAAUAAUCAAGAUGGUAUUGUGUUUCUAUAUGAAUACAAUAUAUAUAAUCGUUACUAUCCAACUAAAACAUAUUUAUGCCGUCUUAGGAAUAUAAACCAAACGGCAGCAUUAUGCGAAUCCCUCGAUAUAUAUUAUUUAGGUAAAAGACUUUCUUUUAAUUCUUAUGACGUUAUUAGUGAAAAAAAUGAUCUACCUUUGAAACAUUUAAAAAACCCCAAUCAUAAAAUUGUUAAAUUAAAAUAUAAAGAUUUAUUUAUUAAAGAACAUUCCUGUCAUCAUAUAAAAACAAGAUACAUUUCACAUCAUAGUUGCAUGUAUGCCAUAUGUGAAAAAAAAAAAGAAGAAUAUAUGUUAUGUUCUGAUGCGAAUUAUAGUGGAAAAUUAAUAUAUUUGUUUAGUUAUUGGCCUGAAAAAAGUAAAAAAUUUAUAUAUCUUCCAGAAGGUUGCUUAAAAAGAGAUUCUAAUUUGGCGUGUAUUUCAUAUUUUUGCGAAACCAAUGCUAAAGAUAAAUUUUUUCCAUGUGAACAUAAAGAAAUUAGUGCUAUAAAAGAUAUAAUGCCAGAUGCAGAGAGGUCAGAAGUUAUGCCAAUAAAGCAGCAGAUUGUUCAUCAUGAAGAUAAUGUGAGUGCAUCUGCACUCUUUGCAAUGACUCUUAUGCCUUUUUUAAUUCUUUUCGUUUUUUUUUGGUGCUAUAUAUAUAAGAAUUUUAAAAAGAGGAGGAGAAGAAAAAUUUAUUAA